Puccinia graminis f. sp. tritici CRL 75-36-700-3 is the source of this 768-nucleotide messenger RNA. RefSeq lists its product as uncharacterized. The record is from RefSeq and is a predicted model, not a curated record. The transcript has 6 exons. The coding region runs from base 89 to 406 and encodes 105 amino acids. Gene Ontology annotation, biological process: regulation of heme biosynthetic process. Gene Ontology annotation, cellular component: mitochondrial membrane. Lineage: Eukaryota; Fungi; Basidiomycota; Pucciniomycetes; Pucciniales; Pucciniaceae.
AAGUGGUAACUCUGGUGCUGCCAUUAGACACUUUACAGAACCAUCUUCAACACUAUUUCGUUACUCUUAUCGACCUUUCUCUUCGACAAUGCCCAGCACCUCACCGGACUACUUAGGCUUUGCCUACGGCUUUCUGGUUGCAACGGGUGGCAUCAUGGGCUUCGUUAAAGCUUCGAGCGUCCCUUCCUUAGUUGCCGGGACGGUAUCAGGUGGCUUGAUCGCCCUAGGUGCUCAUCGAUACCAGCAAAAAGGAAAACCUGAUUUGAUCUUCGGUAUGAGUGUGAUGCUAACCCUGCUUAUGGGUAAAAGGUUUCUUGCUUCUAGGAAGAUGAUGCCUGCCGGUAUGACCACAACCUUAUCGCUAGUGAUGGCAGUCCGAUACGGAGUAAAGUUGUUGGGAAAAUGAGUCGAUUACAUGCAUUCCUUCAUGAGCCUCCAAUAACCAUUCCGAUACCAUUUGAAAGGGGUAUAAGCCGAUUAACUGUACUCUCAUGUCUGCUAACCAAUAUAUAGUGUUGUUUCACCAUUCUUGUGAAAAUAUAUCCGAACCACAUGAAAACGAGAUGAGGUGCAUAUGAACUCAAAGAGUUUUGCAACUCUAGGACUGAGCUAACCACGAAACCGGCAACCAGGUGUUGUUCUAGUUGUGUACCAUGUACUUUUAGGUUGCUUGUUAACUAGUGUGGCAUAGAACACUAUGAGUUUGUGUCAGUUCAUGACAAAUUAUCAGAGAAUGGAUCUGACUAUCAUCCACAUUACAGAAAGAGA